AUGGGUCAGGUUGUCCUUGGCGAUGGUGGUGAUGAUGAUGAUGAUGAUCCAAAUCUCUUCUCCACUUUGACCCCACCUUCCAUGGCGAUGAUUGCUAACUCCACGGGGAUGACCUCCAAUGACCUCUCCCUGAACUCAACGUUGACCCUUAGUCCGGAACCUUGGACCCCGCCUCCUUGGUACCAAUUCCACGUCUGCUCCGUGGCCCCUUACGGAUUCAUCUUCUACUUUGGAGUCAAAGUCUUCAACCUGGCCAUAGGCACACCCUGCAAUAUACUGGUCCUGUGGCAGAUCUCCAGCAGGAAAAGUGACUCGUCCACGUCUGACAUCUUCAUCUUUAAUCUGGCUUUAAUGGACACCUACUUCUGCCUCAUGGGGCCUAUAGACAUUGUCAACAGGCUGGUCCUGGACCACCAAGGCAUCUGGUACUUCCAACGCUUUGCCUACGGGGUCAAAGACACAGGACCCCUCUUCCUGGUGUGUAUCUGUCUGGACCGCUACGUGGCCGUGGUCCAUCCGGUGCUGUUCACCGGUAUCCGUGACAACAAGAUCCGCGUUGGUGUCUCCGUGGUAACCUGGGCCCUCAUCCUGGCCUACAGCCUCACAAAGAGCAUCCUGGGAGUCAUGUCUGUCAACGAGGUGUUCAGCGGCCUCAUCCUCUUCGCCUUCGCCCUCAUGAUCUACUGUAACCUCUCCAUCAUAUGGGUCCUACGCCGCUCCGUAGCCGGGAAGGAGGUGAUGCACCCCGUGAAGAAGAAGGCCUUCAAAAUGGUGCUGGUCAUCUUGGGUAUAAUCUUCGUCAACUACCUUCCUCCCGUGGCUCUUGUUCCGUUCUUCUCCUACUACACGUUCGUCCAGUUCCGCUGUCAGGUGACUAUCAGUGUGUUCUCCAUCAUGGAUCUGAGUUGUAGUCUGGAGCCACUUCUGUAUAUGACCAAGAUGGACAGGCCUGCGUGUGUUCCUGGCUGGUGCUGUGCGGGGGAGAGCUCGGCCAAGAAACCCUACGAGGUUAAAGUGUGA
This is a messenger RNA of Oncorhynchus mykiss (rainbow trout), 1020 nucleotides long. Lineage: Eukaryota; Metazoa; Chordata; Actinopteri; Salmoniformes; Salmonidae. The record is from RefSeq and is a predicted model, not a curated record.